AUGAAGUCCUCUAGCAUUGUAGCUUGUAUCCUAGGAUAUACCUCAGUUCUUACCGUUGCUGAAGUGAAUUUCGCUGUCAGCCUAACCCCAUUACCGGGUAAGGAAGAUGCUGCAUCGAAUUUCCUAGCAAAGACUAUCGACGACUUCCAUCAAAUCAAGCCUAUUGGCCAAACUGAACUCUUUGCAUUCAAAAAUCUUGAUGGCCGAUUGAUCGGUAUUGAACAGUACACCGAUGAACAGGCAGCCUUGAACUGGGUCUUCAACAAAACCCAUGUUGAUGCCUGCCUUCCCAUGUUUGGGCUAUUCGACGUGCUUUCUAUGCAAGUCUUAACCGACGCCUCAUUGAACACCCAGCAUGCUUUUACUAAAGCAUUGACAACAAAGCCAAGUUAG
Molecule: messenger RNA, 393 nt
Organism: Talaromyces proteolyticus
Lineage: Eukaryota; Fungi; Ascomycota; Eurotiomycetes; Eurotiales; Trichocomaceae
Exons: 3
Coding region: 1-393 (130 amino acids)
Source: RefSeq, a predicted model, not a curated record